Ruditapes philippinarum (Manila clam) is the source of this 1609-nucleotide messenger RNA. RefSeq names its product 5-hydroxytryptamine receptor 2C-like. The transcript has a single exon. Bases 319 to 1605 code for a protein of 428 amino acids. The record is from RefSeq and is a predicted model, not a curated record. Lineage: Eukaryota; Metazoa; Mollusca; Bivalvia; Venerida; Veneridae. Gene Ontology annotation, biological process: neuropeptide signaling pathway. Gene Ontology annotation, molecular function: neuropeptide receptor activity. Gene Ontology annotation, cellular component: membrane.
CAUCAGUUAUCUACAUUCAUACACGAAACCUCAAGAUAUAGAAUUACUUUUAACAAUAACAAACUUAUCAAAAAUCAAACAUUUCAGACAUAGUUAUCUAGUUUUAAACAGGAAGUAAACACCGGGUAUCUAUCUAGAGUGAAAAUUUUAUGAAUAAAUGCAUUUAUUUGAGCAAACAAAUAUAUCAAUAAUCCAUUUCAAAAGUGCUUUGAAUGUAACUUUUCAUAUCUUUCGAACUAUUUGUCAAAACGUUAAUGAAAUUAUUACAUAAAAUAACAUGAUCAGCCACGGAUAAUAUUACAUAAUUAUACAGUAACAAUGGGGUAUUUCAAACAGGUGAAUACUAGUGAUUACAAUAUGGAACUUGCAGAGGAUUUAAAUGAUGAAAUGACUCGAGCUGUACUUCCUGUAACUAUUUUUGUUGGGAUAGAGGUGAUCGCAGCUUUCUUUGGAAAUAUAUUUGUGAUCUACGUGUUCCUGUUCCGAUACCAUGUCUGUAACUUCCGUUACUUUGUUUUGUGUUUAGCCAUUACCGAUCUUACAAGCAGUUUGACUACGAUGCCUGGAGAGAUGGUGACACAGCUUUAUUGGUACGUGUAUCCAGUACCGGAAUUGUGUAAGAUCAAGUCCUUCUUUAAUGUCUUCACCGUGUCGGCUGAAGCUCUGUGCCUACUUACAAUUGGCGUGGACAGAUAUCUGAAAGUUUGUCGACCUCUUGGUCAUCAAAUGAAACCAAAGCAUGCUAUUAUUAUUUGUGGAUUGAUUUACAUAAUUGCAUUCAUAUUAGCUAUCCCUGUGUACAUCCUUUGGGGAACGCACGAUAAGGAAAUGAUGUAUAAAAACCAAACAAUAUUAGUAACUGUAUGUGAAAAAGAUGAGAAAUGGCUAGAAACUAACCACCCUCUACAAUAUUCUGUAGCUAUAGAGGUUAUCAUAUCAAUAUGUUUAUUUAUAAUGUUUGUAUUGUAUGUAUUUGUGGUUAGAGCACUUUUGAAAAACAAACGGUUUCGUGCAAACGCGCCGGGAAGACAUUAUUCGCCUCCAAAUUCAAGCAAUCCGAUCGAGAUAACUUCAACACAGGAAGUUAGUGAAACGGACACUCCUCCAAGAGAAGCUUCUACGUCAGGUAAUAUAGAGCACGAAAAUGUUACGAAAGGUGCGAAUUCAAAGUGCAGGGAAAGUAAAGUUUCAAUGACACCAGUUGAUGAUGACCAUGACAAUCGCAUGAGACACAGUAAUAUAUUAACUUUGAUAAAACGAACAGAAAUCGCCGACAAGGAAGACAACUCUACCCAACAAAAUAGAGACGCUGUGCAUAAUACAUACCACAUGCUGUCACGUGUUCGCAGAAAAACAUUGAUCAUGUUUAUUUUAACUGUUGUUUUUAUAAUAACAACAAUAUUAUAUCUAACGCUACUCUCGUUUAUAGCGAGAUCUAUACUUGACACGCUCAGCGACAGCGGCAAAGCUGUCUAUUUCUUUUUCUUCCGCCUUUACUUUAUCAACCACGUGAUCAAUCCAAUCAUUUAUGGCGUUCUGGACCCACAUUUCAAACAAGUAGUGAAACACCUCAAAAGUACAAUUUCAGCAACAUUUGGUUACUGACUCA